AUGGAGUUGGAGAUGUCAGACCGUUAUGACCAUGUUUUGCUGGGUAUCCUGCAGCAUGUGGGGAACAUCCAGGAAUUUUUAAAUGUUUACUUUGGGUUCUUGUACCGCAAGACAGACUUUUACCGGCAGUUAGUGAGCCCUCAAGAGCGGAUGGUCCCCCCGGGUGUUGCCCAGAACAUGGUGCUGCAGACAUUCAAAAACUACGAGCGACUGGCCAUGAAGGACCAUGAGCAGAGGGUGCGGGACUUGGAGGAGAAAAUGAAGAAGCAGGAGGAGAAGUUGGCCGAGAGUGGUGAGGCACCUAUGGCGACAGAGGAAGUUGUCUUAGAGACACCGGCAGAUGAGUCACCUGGAGAGCAGGAGAAGCCAGAGAAUCCGCCAGAAAAUUCAGAUACAACAGAAAAAGCUGCAGAGGUGGAUGCUAGCACCAGCAAUAUGGACAGCUCAGCUUCUGCAUCCGGGAGCCAAGAUGAUUUCCAGAUGGACCCAGACAGUUACAAUGGUGCAGUGAGGAAAAAAACUACAUAUGGUCCCAGGAUUACAGUGACUUAGAAAUAAAAGUGCCAGUCCCCAAGGAUGUUAUGAAAGGCAAGCAGGUGUCAGUGGACCUACGGAAUACAUAUAUACGCGUGGCAGUGAGGGACAGUCAAGGAGAACGUGUCUUGAUAGAUGGAAACUUGACUCACAAAAUAAAUGCAGAGACCUCUUUAUGGAGCCUGGAGCCUGGGAAAUGUAUCUCGAUCAGUUUGAGCAAAUGUGGCGAGUAUUGGUGGAAUGCAGUCUUGGAGGGGGAGGAAAAAAUUGAUAUAGACAAAAUCAACAAAGAGCGCAGUAUGGCAACAGUGGAUGAGGAGGAGCAUGCCGUAUUGGAUCGACUUACUUUCGAUUACCAUCAAAAACUGCAGGGGAAACCACAGAGUCAUGAAAUGAAAGUCCAUGAAAUGCUAAAGAAGGGAUGGGAUGCCGAGGGAUCGCCAUUCAAGGGGCAGGCGUUUGACCCUUCCAUGUUUAAUAUAUCCCCAGGUGCUGUGCAAUUUUGA
Messenger RNA from Staurois parvus, 1040 nucleotides. The record is from the annotation of a GenBank genome assembly. NCBI's taxonomy places the organism in Eukaryota, Metazoa, Chordata, Amphibia, Anura, Ranidae.